AUGGUGGAAUGGUGCAUGAAGCCAGUGCACGAGAUGGUUAAAGAAAUCCUCCCUCACUGGAUCACAACCCCCGUUAGCUGCUCCGGCAACCUUGAUGUCGGGAUAAAGAUAAAAAAAUUUAAGAUACUUAACGAAGUAUUGCGUUCAAAUCUAAAAAUCAUGGGUAUUAGACGUUUAUUUCCAGUUCAAAGCGCCGUCAUCCCCUAUAUAUUGGAUUUCUAUGAGGGCCGACUUCAACCCUCAUUUGGUCAUCCGCGCGACAUUUGUAUUUCUGCACCCACAGGAAGUGGCAAAACCCUAACAUAUAUUCUUCCAAUCGUUCAUGUAAAUCCUUUCUCUUCAUUAUCUCUGAAGUUGCUAAGCGCUUGCAAGACUAGGGUCAUCCGAGCCGUUAUUAUCUUGCCAGUUCGCGAUUUGGCUAAGCAAGUGGCAGAAACGAUUCGAAGCCUUGUAGUUGGUACACCUAUCCGUGUUGUUCUUCUCACUGGUGAAGAAAGCUUUACUGCUGAACAGGACAAUGUCUUUGCGACGCACGACAGCAAAUGUGUCCCUCCGGAUAUUAUAGUUUGUACUCCUGGUCGUCUCGUCGACCACAUCUACAAUACGCAAGGUUUCUGCCUAGAACACGUCCGAUUUCUUGUCAUUGAUGAGGCCGACCGUGUUAUAGCUGAAGAAAAGCAAGACUGGUAUAACAUUUUCGAAAGUGCUGUUUAUGGUGCUACAAACGUAUCUGAAAGCAAUCGUGAGAAAAGUGUAUCAAGACGAUCGUUUCCCCUUCCGACAAUCGAGUCUCAUUGCUCAAUAUCGGCGUUCACGCUACAAAAGAUCCUGCUAUCAGCGACAUUGACUCAUGACCCUGAACCGUUAAAACGAUUCCGGUUGAAUUUUCCUCGUCUAUUCUUGGCGUCUACCUCUCAAAAAGAAACUCGUGAAGGUGAAAUAGAUUUGCGUCAAGACACCUGCAGGGAGUCUGAGGGUGCUAAAUGUGAGAGUUCUGGUAAGCUAGAGGAAACCCAAGAUUCUCCAAGGGGACUUCAGUAUCAGGCACCUGUUGUUAGUGGUGCUGGUGGUGUCGGUGUCUUCUCUACCCCUAGUGGCUUAAAAGAAUUCUUUGUAGAAUUGAUCGAAAGGCAGAAGCCUAUGUUUUUGGCACAUCUUAUAAAAAAGCUAGGACAUACGAGGGUUCUUUGUUUUACAAAUUCACGAGAAUCAACGAAACGGCUAGCAGUUCUGAUGUCUUUUUUCGAUAACAUCAAAGCUGGAGCAUUAAAUGCUGGCAUGCCGCUCCAGAAGAGGACAAGGUUGCUACAUUCCUUUGCAAAUGGUGAAAUUCAGCUUCUUAUAUGCACAGAUGCUGUCGCACGGGGUAUAGAUAUUGAAGAUGUUUCCUGUGUGGUGUCGUAUGAAGCGCCACAAUCCACCAAAACCUAUGUUCAUCGGGUCGGUCGUACUGCCAGAGCUGGAAGACCUGGUCAGGCGUAUACCCUUCUCCUUCAUAACCAGAUACGCUACUUCAAGUCCAGUCUCAAAUCUGUUGGCAAACACGCGAGGAAUUUCCCAGUUCAUUCAAGCAACUUAAGGCCUUACACUUCGACUUAUCAGAAGGCAUUGGGCUAUCUCGAAAAGAAAUUCCAGGUGAAGCCUUUGAACCCGCUUUUCCCUGCACGACGCGUGCAAGUGGCUAUCGUAAAAGUCCGUGAAGGCGAACAGAGUAGCAACCCUCAAUGGGAAUUGGAGUCGAUCGUUCCGAAGAAAAUCACAGUGGAAUCAUCUCGCUUUCGUGAAAUUGAUGAAACUCAAGGUAUUUUUCGUAGCCUUUCUGCUCUUGACUACUGCAGUAUCUUCGAAGGCACAUCAGGCAAAAGUAUAGAGCCAACAAGACGUGUAGCAUGUGAUCUCGAACAGAAGGGCCUCCAUCUUAAAUUGCGUUGCUCUCUGACGCCAACAACUCAUGGAGUGUGGGACCAAUGUGCCAUUAGCAUCGAUCUUGCCAAGGGGGUUUAUAUGAAUCCCCAUGAAUUGGCGGACAAAAUGCCCAAUGUGAAGUUUACAAUCUUACGAAAAGCCAGUCGUGAGGCGAGUCGGUUAUCGCAGUUCUUUUUCUCCAGGAAUAAUUUUGAAUCGGAAAAUGAACAGGAGAUUUUCCUAAAUGCUUCACAAGUGGACAUCGAAGUGCCGAGUUGGAGGUCUGAGCCCAUGAAAUGGAAGUUUGCCCUCGAUUCACAACGGCAAACAUGGGGCUCAGAUGCAGCCAUCGAACUUGACAUUCCUUUGCACUUGCGCUACAAUCUCCCUUCGCGCUCGGGCAAACCAUCAGGUGGAAUUGUCUCCAGUGUGAUUUUUAGUUGUAGUGACGGUGCCGUGGCAAGUGAUGGCAAGGAGUACGCCGCCAGCUCACCUCAGGGAUGUUCAUCCGACCUUCUCCUGGUCAUGCCACUCACUCUCAUUUUCCUCCUUAUCGGAAUCCUCGUGUUACUUUGUCAUUAA
This is a messenger RNA of Mesocestoides corti, 2487 nucleotides long. Lineage: Eukaryota; Metazoa; Platyhelminthes; Cestoda; Cyclophyllidea; Mesocestoididae. The record is from the annotation of a GenBank genome assembly.